Messenger RNA from Rosa chinensis, 5502 nucleotides. RefSeq names its product probable lysine-specific demethylase ELF6. Gene Ontology annotation, biological process: chromatin remodeling. Lineage: Eukaryota; Viridiplantae; Streptophyta; Magnoliopsida; Rosales; Rosaceae. Bases 545 to 5284 code for a protein of 1579 amino acids. The record is from RefSeq and is a predicted model, not a curated record. The transcript has 8 exons. Gene Ontology annotation, cellular component: nucleus. Gene Ontology annotation, molecular function: histone H3K4me/H3K4me2/H3K4me3 demethylase activity.
AGUCCUUACACCAUAGGCAUCCCUUUCUAUAGCUUUUAGUCACGCCCUACUACAUGCGCACGUACGCGCAACACUAGAUCUCACCCCAAACUUCCCUUCCCUCCCUUCCCUCUAACCGCAACCCAACCCCCAACUCGUACGGUCACAAAAGCACUCACCUUUCCCUGUCAAAUUAGCAUAACCCCUGUUCUUCUUCUUCUUCAAAGUUCAAACCUUUAUGUACUGGGAAGCAAUGUCUCUCAAACCCUAGACAAACCCAGAAGAAAAGUUCAAUACUUUUUGUGUAUAUUGGGACUGAUUUUGAAGGCUAAAUUCAACCAGGCUGUGGCUCCAUUUUCAGGUUCUAAUUGCUGCUUGGUUUCCCAAUCUUGAAAAUUCCACCUUGCAUGUGUUUUCUGCUCUCAAUUUCUAUGCUUUUAUGUAUGUUCAACCACAAGAAAGUAAGAAACCCAUGUUGAAAUUUCCCCCCAAAUUGUUGCAUUUUUCUAGGGUUUCAGUAGCUACUGGAUUGAGUACCAAUGUGCAAUUAGCUUGAAUCUUGUAAAUGGGUGAUGUUAAGAUACCAAAUUGGCUUAAAGGGUUGCCAUUGGCGCCCGAGUUUCAUCCAACCCAUACCGAAUUUGCUGACCCAAUUGCUUAUAUAUCGAAAAUUGAGAAGGAAGCCAGUGAAUUUGGUAUUUGCAAGAUUAUCCCACCAUUGCCGAAACCUUCCAAGAGAUAUGUUUUUAGUAACUUGAAUAAGUCACUUGCUAAGCGGCCCGAAUUGGGUUCUGAUUUGAUCCCUGGGAAUGAUGGUGAUGCUGUGAAAGUGGGUUCUGGGGAUGGUAGUAAUGAUGGGGAGGUUAGGGCAGUGUUUACCACUAGGCACCAAGAAUUGGGGCAGACUGUGAAAAGAGCGAAAGGGGCGGGUGUUCAGGAUCCGCCGCCAUCGGGUGUUGAUAAGCAAGUGUGGCAAAGUGGGGAAGUUUAUACUUUAGAGCAGUUUGAGUCCAAGUCCAGAGCUUUCGCAAGGAGCAUUUUAGGUACAAUUAGAGAUGUUUCUCCAUUGGUUAUAGAGGCAAUGUUUUGGAAGGCAGCUUCUGAGAAGCCGAUAUAUAUUGAGUAUGCCAAUGAUGUGCCUGGGUCUGCUUUUGAAGAACCGGAGGGUCUGUUGUGCUAUUCACGUAGGCGGAGGAGGAAGAGGAAUUCCUACCACAGAAGUGGACCAAACUCUGAUAGCAAGAAAAGUGAAAUGAUUAGCAGUUGUGAAAGAAAGUCCCAAAAUGGUGAAGUUGAGGAUGCUUCCCCUAAAAAUGUUUCACUUACAUCCGUGGAGGUACCCAAAUCAUCUGCUUUGCCAGGAAUAGUGUCAACAGAUGAAACUUCUCAAUCUUCUAGGAAAAAAAGUCAAAAUUCUUCUUGUGACGUGGAAGGUGUUACUUCUCCUAUGGUUUACAUCGGCAUGUUGUUCAGCUGGUUUGCUUGGCAUGUUGAAGAUCAUGAGCUUCACAGCAUGAAUUUUCUGCACAAUGGAUCUGCAAAGACUUGGUAUUCUGUUCCUGGAGAUUAUGCAUUUGCUUUUGAGGAACUUAUUCGCACUGAGGCGUAUGGUGGUACUGCUGACCGUCUGGCUGCUCUCUCACUAUUGGGUAAUAAAACAACUUUAAUGUCACCUGAGGUAGUUAUCGCAUCGGGAAUUCCUUGUUGCAGGUUAAUACAGAAUCCUGGUGAAUUUGUUGUGACUUUUCCAAGGGCUUACCAUGUAGGAUUCAGUCACGGUUUCAAUUGUGGAGAAGCUGCUAACUUUGGAACACCACAAUGGCUUAAAGUGGCUAAAGAAGCUGCAGUACGUAGAGCUGCUAUGAAUUAUCUUCCUAUGCUCUCCCAUCAACAGCUGCUAUACCUCUCGACUAUGUCUUUUGUUUCAAGAGUGCCGAAGUCCCUACUACCAGGUGUGCGGAGUUCCCGUAUGAGAGAUAGGCAAAAGGAAGACAGAGAGCUAUCAGUAAAGAAGGCUUUUAUUGAAGAUAUUUUAAAUGAGAACGAUGUGUUAUCUGCUCUUCUUGGGAAAGAAUCAAGUUGCCGUGCAGUAUUAUGGAAUCCUGAUUUACUUCCAAAUGCAAGUAAAGAGUCUUCCAUACCCACUGCAAGUGCUCCUGUUGAUACGAAUUCAAAAGAAAAUGCUACGGAUACUCAGGGUGGAAAUAGUACUAAUGAUCAGAACUUUCUGGUAGAUGAAAUGAGUUUGUACAUGGAAAAUCUUAACGACUUAUAUUUGGGCAGUGAUGAUUUGUCUGAUGACUUCCAAGUUGACUCAGGAACAUUGGCAUGCGUGGCAUGUGGGAUACUUGGGUUUCCAUUUAUGUCUGUGGUGCAACCAUCUGAGAAGGCGUCAAUGGAACUUCAGCCUGAAUGUAUUUUGGCUGAAGAAUUGCCUGGAGUUUCAGGCAAUUCUCAUAUCUCUCCAGAGCAUAGCAAAUCUUUCAAAGGCUGUGCUACAGAGGAUCUCUCUCCUAUUUCCAAUGCUUUUCCACAUGCAAGGGAUCCCGUCUUACCUUGCACAGCAAGGUUUAACAACUGUUGGAAUACUGUUGAUAAAUUUCUGAGACCACGGAGUUUCUGUCUUGAACAUGCUGUUGAAACUUUGGAGCUGUUGCAGUGUAAAGGUGGAGCAAACAUGCUUGUGAUUUGCCAUUCUGACUAUCAGAAAAUAAAGGCUCCUGCUGCAGCCAUUGCAGAAGAAAUUGGUUGCCCUUUUAACUAUAACGAGGUUCCAUUGGACAUUGCCUCAAAUGAAGAUUUGAACUUGAUAGAUCUUGCUGUCGAUGAUGGACGUGAUGAAUGUGGAGAAGAUUGGACCUCAAAGUUGGGUAUCAACCUACGGCACUGUGUCAAGGUCAGAAAAAGUUCUUCCUCGAAGCGAGUCCAGCAUGCAUUGGCAUUGGGUGAAGUGUUCUCGAAACAAAGUCGCAGCUCAGAAUUUCUGGCCGUUAACUGGAAAUCUAGAAGAUCUCGGACGAAGAAGGUUUAUCUAGAUGCCCCUUACAAACAAUGUGACAGCAUUGACAAAAAGAAGGAAGAAGUGGUGGAGGCAAAGUCAGCAGAUGCCACCUCUUUUAAAAGGGAAGCAAAAAUAAUUCAAUAUUCAAGAAGGAAUAAGCGAAAACCAAGUACUUCUACGGGAGCAGGUAGGUUUGUUGAGCACCCCGGUACUUCUGAAGAGCUUGAUAAACAUAGCAGGAGGGCAUCAGAUAAUAGCAUUUACAACAAUGGGAAGUCCACCAGCAUAUGUGCAAGGUUGGACUCAUUUACAUCAGAUAGUACUGAAAUGCAUCCUGAUGUCCAGAUGCUUGAAGCCACCAGGGAUAUCUGUUUGGACUCUACUCUUUCACAAGUUGCAGAUACAGUUGCCUUAACAGCUGGAAGUGCUGAUGCACAGAUUGAAAAUCGCAGUUUGGAAGAGAGGAACAUGAAUGGUGGAGGUUGUAAUCUAGCAGCAAGCGAGUCUGAUAUGCAAGAUGAGAUCAAGAUCCUUAAAGAAGCCAGGCAAAACAACUCAAUCAUUCCACUUGUCAUUGCACGUGAUGAAAGGUCUGAAAAGCAUAGAGGGGAACAGGAAAACGAAAAAUUGAACAAAAAUGAUGACAAUUGUAAUCUGGUGUCUGAAGGGCAGUCCCAACUUUGGUCUCAGGAGGAUGUUCUUAUGAAUGUGGUUUCUGUUUUCACCAAAUCAACAAACUUAUCUGCUGCUGACUCAAUUGUGACAAGUUCUGAGGAACAGAUAGUCAAUGCAGUCAUUGAGAAAUCUUGCGUGAAUAGUGAAGUUUGUGAAUCUAUGACUUUGGGUGAUGAAGUGCAGCAAGAAAUCCAAACUACUAACAGAAGUAACGACAAGGCACCGGUUUCAUGUAGUUCCACGCUGUUGAAUGAUCCAACCUUUGCUGCAGCUGAAUGUCAUGUUGAAUUUGACAGAGAGACUCAUAUUGUAGAAGAAUUUAGCAAUGUUGUUUCUUCAGAAUUCAAACCAGAAGAAGAUAUUGAGAUUCCAAAAGGAAGAUAUGAGAAACCCAGUUUAAGUCCUACCAGACGAGUCGGUCAACACUCUCCUGCUUCUACAGACAGAUUGUCUGGAGUUGCAAAGGCGUUCUGUGCUGCAGCAGAUUUUCAGCCAGGCCCAACUUCACAUGGUGAAGAAUUUCAGGCAGCAGAUAGAACUAGUGAGGGGGAAUACAUCUCUACUUCAAUGAUAAAGAUGGAAGAAACUCAUCCCUCGUCAUUGGAAGAAUCUUCUGAAGUUCCAAGAGGAAGCUCUUUGGAGGAAGGCACGAGCAGUGGCGUGACUUCAGCCACUCUAGUUCAGCAAGAUGCCCAAACUACAAAUGCAGCUGUGGAAGCGCCCAGUCAUAAUUUUGUUGUUCGAGGAGAAAAUCAGCCUAUACCUGUCUCGGUUGAAGAUGAAGUUCCCAGAGUGAGCUGUGCAAUAGAUGUGACCUUGGAUGAUAAAGAACGGUGGACAAACUCGUACAGUAAUAAGGAACUCAUUGCUAGUCAUGAUACUUCAAAAUGCGAGCCGUCUCGUGUUACAAUUAAAACAUACUUUAGAGUUAAAAGAGGGAGCCGUGCUGCUCGAGAAUUGCACAACGGUACUGAAGUUUGUAUAUCACAACAUGAUAGAGAGCUGGGAAACAUUGAGCCUUCCAUUUUAGACCCCAGACCAAGUCCUGAAAUUGGAAGUAAAAGAAAGAGAGGAGUGGGGCAGAAAAUGGAUGACAACUCCAACUUCAAUGGAUAUAUUAGGGGGCCAUGUGAAGGUCUGCGACCAAGGGCUGCGAAGGAUGCAACAGUUAGUAGGAUAGACAUCCACAACCAGGUCGAAGAGCAGCCAGUGGCAAAGAAGGUGAAGAGACCUUCAGAUGUUCCUGUUCCUCCCAAGGAUAAGAAGAAAGAGCAAGUAAGGAAGCCCCACAGCUGCAACCUAGGGGGCUGUAGCAUGAGUUUUCAGACAAAGGAGGAGUUAAUGGUGCACAAGCGUAACCGCUGCCCACAUGAAGGGUGUGGUAAGAAGUUCAGUUGCCACAAGUAUGCAAUGGUUCACAGCCGUGUGCAUGAUAGUGCUAGGCCCUUCAAGUGCCCAUGGAAGGGUUGCUCCAUGUCAUUCAAGUGGGCAUGGGCCCAGACUGAGCAUAUACGAGUGCACACUGGAGAAAAACCAUACAAGUGCAAGGUGGACGGCUGUGGCCUCUCUUUCAGGUUUGUAUCAGAUUUUAGCCGUCACAGACGGAAAACAGGGCAUUAUGUGAGCUAACGUUUGUAUGACAUUAUUUAUUUUUGAUUUAGGCUACUUGUUGUAACAUAUGGGUAUAAGCAAAAGGGGUUUAUGGGGCCAAAGAGGCCUACAUGAUCUCUCGGUGUAAUCUUGUAUGUGAUCUUAGUUGUACAACUAGGGAGGAAUUAACAUUUCUGUAGGAGCGGUUCACCAUUAUUUGAGUUGAUUUUUUUUGAGCCACAAUCGUUGUCAUUCAA